AUCAAAUGCCUAACUUCUCCUGCGUCUCUCUAAAUCUUGGGUCACAACCUCUGACCUUUAUUUACAGACUACGAGGACACAACAUAUUUUGACAAAAAAAACUAUUGUAUUUUAUUACACAUUUAGUCUUGGGUGAGAUCUACAGUCUGUGUUAUAUGUUGUGUAUUUCUAACACUUGUCUCUGGCAACCAUGGAGGAGGGAGCCUCUGUGGAAACCAAAAAGGAAUUAAACUCAGAAAUUGAAGCAGCUGCAGCAGCAGUGAUGGAUGGUACAGAAAUGAUUCAUGUAAUGACUUCAGGAUCUGUGACUCUUCCAAUAACAUUAACACAGGGUGGUCUUAUGUCUUUGUCUUCCCCUUCACAGAAUAUGAGUGAUCAGGGAAUCACAUACUUACUACAGGGUGGCAGCAUGUCCAAUGGUGGUCAGGUUGUCAUGUCUGGAUCAGAUUUAACUUUGAGACUUAAAGAAGGCAACACUCAAGUUGUUCAAGUGCCCACUGGCUCACUGCAACAGGUGGAUUGGGCAUCAAAAUUAAAAGAACUUCAACAUGCUCAGCGCAUUGAGCGUUUGCGAGAAGAGCAAAGACAAGUUCAAGAUCGUGUGACACAAAAGAUGCAGUUUGAACAGAAAUAUGAACCUUGUGUGGUGUGUGGAGACAGGGCAUCAGGUCGACAUUAUGGUGCAAUUAGUUGUGAAGGCUGUAAAGGUUUUUUCAAACGUUCAAUCAGGAAACAGUUAGGUUAUGCUUGUCGGGGGGCAAGAGAUUGUCCGGUGACCAAACUUCAUCGUAAUCGAUGUCAGUAUUGUCGACUUCAGAAGUGCCUGGCUGUGGGGAUGAGGUCAGAAUCUGUACAACAAGAACGUCGUCCAAGUGACCAGAGAGAUAAAAUACCUGGUACAGUGGCCACAUCUACACAGCGUAUAUAUAUCAGAAAAGAUUUUAACAGUCCAUCGGCUGCUAUUCCAACUUUCAGUCCUAAGCCUUUAGAUGAUCCCAAGUACGGUAGUCUAUUGGCUAACCUUCAAGAACGUGUAGUGCAUACAGAUCAGGGCAUGGUGGUACUGAGCUCUCAGAUGUCUCCUAGUUCUACCAUUAAUACAGAUCUGACCACCUUAGCCAAUGUUGUCAGCACAGUCAGCAACACUGAAGUGCUGACAAACUUGGCCAUUGAAGCUCUGGCAACACUUGCAGAUGUAGUGUGUACAGUUAACAACACUGAAGACUUGUCCACACUAGCUAGUGUAGUCACAACUUUAGCCACCAUGGGUAAGGAGGAAGUCACUCUUGAUGAUUUCUCUGCUGCCCCAAUGGGUUCUCCUCACAACAAUGGUGAUGUCAGACACAAUACCUUAGAGUCAGCAGCAAGAGCAUUUGACAACUUGGCCAAAUCAGUUCAUAGUCCACAAAGCCAUAUGGGAGUUCUAGAGCAGUCAUCUCUGUCUGAAAAUAGUUUUGAUCAAUCUGCUAAUAGUGAUGGUGAAAAUUCAAUGCUCAUAGAAACUCAAGGUCCUUUAUUAACAGAAGGAAACUUUGCUUUUACUUUAACAACUCCAUCUCCGAUGCCCACAUAUUUGAAUAUUCAUUAUAUCUGUGAAAGUGCUUCACGUCUUCUCUUUCUCUCCAUGCAUUGGACUCGUUCAGUCACAGCCUUUCAAGAGCUCAAUGCUGACCUCCAGACAGCGUUAGUGAGAUCUUGUUGGAGUGAGCUAUUCACCUUAGGACUAGCCCAGUGUUCAUCUACCAUGUGUUUGCCUACUAUGUUGGCAGCCAUCUUGAACCAUCUACAAGCAAGUUUACAACGGGGAGAUCAUGGUAACCAAGAGAAGGUCAAGAAUGUAAUAGAACAUAUUAUACGUCUGCAGGACUACGUCAGUCAUACACAAAGUCUGAACAUAUCCCCUGCAGAGUAUGCGUAUCUUAAAUCUCUAGUACUCUUUGCUCCAGACAACCCUAAUGUCAGAGACAAGAGACUGAUAACUCGUCUGCAAGAAAAGGGUCGCCGUGAACUUCUUCUGGCAUGUUCCUCUCCAGGCAGUUCUGAGCGUGUGUCUCAACUCCUGCUUCGGCUGAUACCUCUGAAAACAUUUGUCCCAGCCAUUAUGGAAGAGCUUUUCUUUUCUGCUCUCACUGGCUCUGUUCAAAUCGACAACAUAAUUCCUUAUAUUCUUCGUAUGGAAACGGCUGAAUACAACCUUCAGAUGACAGGACAGACAGGUGCUGCUGCUGUGGCUGGGAUUACUGGUGGGAUAGGUGUGCCUGCAUUACAUGACCCUAAUGCACCAAACCAGCCUCCCAGUGUGCCCAUCCUUCUUGAAUCAAGCCAGAACCAGCUUGGGGAAGCCAACAAUGCCAGAGGGAACAGGGAUUCGACUGCUACCACCACACAUAAUACCAACAUGGGAAUAAGAGCCUCUUUGCUAUCAGAAGCUGGUCAGGUUCUGACACUCUACACAGAUGUCCCAGUAACAUCGUCACACAACUCUUCAGCGACAUAAAAGUGAUAUUACAGCUGUAUUUAUUGUUCUUUGUUCAAGACAUAAUAUCAUGAAAUAUCAAGUCACUGCAUUGAUAUGUUGGUGUAUAUAUUAUUAUUUAUCGUGUUUUUUUAAUGACAUUUUGAGAGAUAGUUUUUAUUUCACUGCUUUUUGUUUUGUUUAACUUUCAAUUUGUUUCUUAAACCUUGCCCUCCAAUGUCUGUACAAACUUCUUGCCUCAAAGUAGUGAUAUCAUUGAUUUGAGAGAAACUCUUGACAUGUAGGUAGUGUUGAGUAUGUUUGUUGAAAGCUGUAUGCUCUUGUUUGAAUGUCUUUUAUCAUUACCCAUGUCUCCUAUUUCAGCGCUUUAAAUCUCUGUAUUUUUCAAUGUCAAUGACAAUUAUUAUGCCCCUCAACCUCUAUGUAUUUUCAAAUGAUUGUGUGGAGGAUCCAAAAAAUGGUGCAGAUGUCAUCAGUUAUUCUGUCUAAAGAUUUGUUCUUUUAAGUGGGCUGCUAUUUUUGGUUUUGAAUUCUUGUGAAGUGUUUUUAUAUUUGUUUAGGAAAUGUUCAUAUUAAGAUUAUAAAAAAUACUUUCCAGCAUCUUUUUCUGAAACAUCUUUUUUUUUUCCCAAAGGAUUUUGAUCUUGAGACUUCUGUUAAUGCAGGAUAGGUUUUAAUGUAGGAUAUGUUCUAAUGCAAAUAUGUUUAAAUGUAUUCAAUGUUUUAACCUGUUUUAGUCCAGAAAAGUUUUCCCAAAUGACAUGAAGAGCUCCUGACAUGUCACACUGUGGUCCCUGUCUCUUAUCUUGGCUUCAUUCUUACACAAACCUUUACCUCAUCUGUCCCAUGACUGUCUUGUGUCAAAAAGUCUGAACACUUUUGAUUUUCUUCUUGUUUUGAAGUACACUUAUAAAAGUUGUGUACAAAUUAUUUCAAUUUCUGUUACAUGACCUCACAUCCAUUAUUUUAUCAAUAUAUACAACUAAAGAAACAAUUGUUUUAAAAUUGAUACAUUUUUAAUGUACAUAUUUGGUUCAAAUAUAUUUCUCACUUGUGCAAUCUGUGCCAUAUUUGGAUGAUGCCAAUUCUAGUACAGUUACAUCCUGGCUUACUUCUAGGAAAUGUACCUAACCCUGGUGUCUAAAGCUAGAUUUGCACUAUCAUUAUAUUAUUUCUUUUGGCAGCCAUACAUCAUUUAAAGAUUUAUUUGUUCAUGUCUAGAUUUCAGGUACACUAUGAGACAUGUACUAGGGGGAAAAAAUGCAGUGUUUGCAGCAAGAGCUGAUAGUGAAAUGUUGGUUGGAACACUUACUUGCUCUGCUUGCAAUGUAUAUGGCCUCUAGUCACAAAGCCACUAUGGUUCAUUUCAUAGACAUGAAAGCCCGGGCAUUAGCUUUGGUUGAAACAAUGUCACCCCCUUUCCAUUCAGCUGAUGUGUCAAAAGGAAUGACAAGUGCUGAUACAUCAGUGGCAUUGAAUUGUCUGCUGCAAGUUACCAGCUCCUGAUUUUUCCCAUCCAUGGUGCAGCUGCAAGAGAGUGGAGGGUUGAGUUUCACCUAGGUGGGUAGCCAAUGAGCCCCUCCUGCCUGAAACUGACUGGUUUAGGUGCCACUCAUAUAUUUGUCCCUGUCAGUAGGAACAGUUCCACCAGAUCCAUUAUCUGAGCCAUAGUAGAAGCAGUGGAGUGUUUCUAUCCAUUACCACUUCCAGCAAUGACAACCUUACAGAACCUGUUUGCAAUAGGGUUAAAAAUAUGGUUUAUUUUGCACUUUUGUACUUUUCAGGUGUUCUUUUUAGUCUUUAUCUACCAAUGUAUCCUGAAACUCCUGUAUGAGUAUUAUUAUUAUUACGUUUUUUUAGAGGAAUGAUUUGUUUUUGGGACUAAACGUGGGUCUAAUUAUUCCAAAGCAGGGAAUCAUUAUGGAAACACUGCGUCAAUACUUUAUUAGUCAGGAUGUAACUGUACACUUUCAAACCUUGUGUUCAGUGUGUAUAUUGAGAUGUGUACAUUGACUAGAGUCUUGUAUAAUAAAUCGUGUGUACAGAAGUGAGUAACAUUUAUUUAUUUCUUCAAUGCAGCACAUUUUUUGUUUAUCUUUGUCUUAGUGUGUGAUGGUGUUGAUGACCAAUUAUGUAAAUAUUAUAAUGUAUUUGUAAUCUUUAUAAAAAGAAGUGUUGCUGGUGUAGUGCUUUAACCUGUUGACAUAGUGUACAGGACAGGACUACAAUGAUAACAAUGUAGCAUUUGCUUCAUCUUUGUAAAUUCUUCUAAACUGGGAGACACCAAUGUAAAAGUAUAGUUCUAGUGAUCACUGCAAUGUGUUUAGACACAUUUAUUUCCUAGUGAUCUUGUAAAUAAUAGUGGACUUAAGGACGCAACUCUUAUAUUUAGAACAUUCAUUGAGUAGUCUAUUUGAUAGUUUGUACAGAUGUUAUGAAAGGGGGAAAAUAGGAAAACAAAAAUGUUAAUAACUUUAAAUUUAUUGCAUUCAUUAAAAAUAAUCAUUUGAUUAUGUUAUAGAUUUCUGAAAGGACAUGCUGAGUUUUUUUUUUUAACUAAAUUAAUAAAUUGCUUAUAAAAAUUUUAUUGUAUUUUUUUUUAAUUUAAAAAAAUGUAAUGUGUUAUAAUCAAAGACAAAGAUAGACAGACUAGUGAAUUUGUUUUCAGGAAUACGUCUUUGUUUUGUUGCCUUUAUUUAUCACAAGGCUACAGAAAUCCUAAAUGAACUUGUUCUCUAGGAAUCUCAUUGUUGUCAUGAGUUUAUUAUUUGUGUAUGCUUGUAUGCUACCAAUCUUGUUCCCUGUAUUUUAUUAAUAAAUUUCAAUUAAAAGAUG
Biomphalaria glabrata is the source of this 5311-nucleotide messenger RNA. RefSeq names its product orphan steroid hormone receptor 2-like. The coding region runs from base 191 to 2497 and encodes 768 amino acids. The record is from RefSeq and is a predicted model, not a curated record. Lineage: Eukaryota; Metazoa; Mollusca; Gastropoda; Planorbidae. The transcript has 16 exons. Gene Ontology annotation, molecular function: nuclear receptor activity; zinc ion binding; RNA polymerase II cis-regulatory region sequence-specific DNA binding. Gene Ontology annotation, biological process: anatomical structure development; cell differentiation; regulation of transcription by RNA polymerase II.